CUGACACGUCUUCUCAAUAAGUUAGACACAAUAAUGGCUGGAUUUACAGUCCUGGGGGCCGGCGUGCUUCUGUACCUCAUUGCGCGAACCAUUUACCGACUAUAUUUUCACCCUCUAAGUAAGAUCCCUGGUCCGAAGCUGGCCGCGAUCACCCACGGCUAUGAAUUCUACCACAACAUUCUUAGGGGAGGACUGUUUGUCUGGGAACUGGAGAGACUACAUCAGGUUUAUGGUCCUAUCAUUCGCAUAAAUCCGCGGGAGGUUCAUAUUAAGGACUCGGAGUAUUAUGAUGAGAUAUAUGCCUCGAGCGCUCGUAAACGAGAGAAAGACCCGGUGCUGGUCGCUCAGUUUGGACUACCCGGCUCUGGCUUCGCUAGCAUCGAUCCUGAAACUCACCGUCAACGCCGCGCGCCCACCGAGAAGUUCUUCUCGAAGCGUGCCAUUGAGGGCGUGGAAGGAGUGAUUCAGAAGAGCAUAGAUAAGCUUUUCUACUACCUCCAAGAUGCGAAUCAAACGCACAAAGUAAUAGCUCUGGAUGCCGGAUUUGCAGCACUAACCUCGGAUGUCAUCCAUGAAUACGUGUAUGGCUUCAAUCCUGGAAACCUUGAUAAGGAGGGAUUCAACGCCCAUGUGCGCGACGGUAUCAAUGGACUGUUCCGACUGGCGCACCUGCUUUACUUUCUUCCCGUUCUUCAAACCAUGAUGAAUGCCACGCCGCUGGGAUUGUUGCGCAUUCUGAAUCCUCCCGCCUAUGCCUUGGGUAGCCAGAAAAAGGAACUGUAUGAUCGAGGAGUGGAGGCACUGAAGAAUGCCGAUUCAAUGCCUAACGACGGCACUUUGAUCACGGCCCUCGCGGGGCCAACAAUGCCGGAACACAUGCGGACACCAGAAAGACUUAUGAAUGAAGGCUUUGCUUUUGUAAUUGGAGGAACUGAAACUACCGCGCGGGUACUUUCUCUUGCAUCUUACCAUCUCUUCACCAACGAAAGCAUUCGAAACAAACUUCGACACGAGUUGAAGCAAGUGAUGCCCCAUCCGGAGUCUAAACCAACAUGGAACGACCUGGAAAAAUUGCCGUACUUGUCCGGAGUAAUCAGCGAGGCCCUGCGUCUUUCCACUGGAAUUGCAAACCGAUCUGCCCGUGUGGCGCCUACCGAAGCACUGGUGUACAAGAACCACACCAUACCACCUGGAACCCCUGUUAGCGAAACGAACUGGUUCGUCCUUAUGGAUCCGGAAAUUUUCCCUGACCCCCACGCGUUUGACCCCGAACGAUGGAUGCGUGCAGCUGCGAAGGGAAUGCGCCUGGAUCGCUAUCUGGUGAACUUUUCAAAAGGAAGUCGGAUGUGUGUUGGUUUGAAUCUGGCCUAUGCAGAGCUCUUCCUGGUUAUCGCCAUGAUUGUUCGCCGUUUUGAUAUAGAGAUGUAUGAAACUACGGAGCGCAAUAUUGAAUUUGCUCGUGAUUUCGGUACUCCAUUCCCAGAUAAGGGGAACAUGAGCGUGCGGGCAUUGAUUACUGCAGUUGUCACUGACUAGGAUCAGACGACGGGCGGUUCGAUUGGGGGUAUAACAAGCUUAUAUAUAUAUAGAAUAAGUGUGGAUAAUCAGGGAGAUAU
Aspergillus ochraceoroseus IBT 24754 is the source of this 1616-nucleotide messenger RNA. RefSeq names its product cytochrome P450. Gene Ontology annotation, molecular function: oxidoreductase activity, acting on paired donors, with incorporation or reduction of molecular oxygen; heme binding; iron ion binding. The record is from RefSeq and is a predicted model, not a curated record. Lineage: Eukaryota; Fungi; Ascomycota; Eurotiomycetes; Eurotiales; Aspergillaceae. Bases 34 to 1536 code for a protein of 500 amino acids. The transcript is spliced from 5 exons.